AUGGUGAAACACAUCAAUGAAUUACCAACACCGGUACGGAUGACAGCUGUUGUAAGCACAGAAAAUGUCCAAUUUUUAAACGUGGAGUUGUCAGUGGAAGAACAUAGGAUUGCCUAUAGUCUCUACUCCAAGCCCACGGACAGGAACACAAUAUUACACCACACCAGUGCCCACCCAACCAGUUUGAAAAAUUCCAUACCGCGAGCACAAUUCCUCAGGGUUAUGAGAAAUAACUCAAAGGAAACAGUGAAACAGCAACAAAUACUUGGGAUGAAGAUUACAUUUUUGGAAAGAGGGUAUAGUGAAGAAGUCUUAAAUAGAGCGUUGGAAGAAGCUAAGAAAAAAGCAACCACGCGUCAAGACACCACUACAAACCCUAAAUUAGUCUUCCCCAUGACAUUUCACAAUAAGUCACAGAAAAUAUCUAAUAUUGUGAGGAGUAAUUGGAAUGUGUUAGCAUGGGAUAAUACCCUACCAAGGGAAUUCAAGGAACCACGAGGAUUUGUUACUGAAGGAACAGGAAUUUGA
This is a messenger RNA of Pelobates cultripes (western spadefoot toad), 528 nucleotides long. The record is from the annotation of a GenBank genome assembly. Lineage: Eukaryota; Metazoa; Chordata; Amphibia; Anura; Pelobatidae.